CUUUCAUCUUUUCUUUUCGUCGUUGCUGUUCGGCUUUUGUUGCUUUGCAGGAGGUGUAGAAUUUGCGCGCGUCGCUACUUCGGCUCCUUCGUGGCUGUUCGACUUCGCUCCUUCGACGAUUUUCCGUUCCUGUCGGGUCGGAAGUUACGAGAUUUUGAUCGGAAGCAACAACGGGAGAUUUUGAAUAUCACCGAUCUAUAAAUUGUCCUGUAAAGAAGCCCUGUUUCCACUGUUGCCCAGUGCGCGAACGAGAGAGCGAGACAUUGCGGCAGCUCGAGACCUAGAACCAGAACCAGAACGAGAAGAAGCUACAUCAGUGCGUAGAAAAGAGGUCUUGAGCGAUGAGCGACGGACAUCUCUUCAACAAUAUCCUUCUCGGAGGCCGCGGAGGAUCCAACCCUGGGCAGCUUAGGGUCCAUUCUGGUGGAGUCGCAUGGAGAAAGGCGGGUGGUGGGAAGGUGGUCGAGGUGGACAAGGCUGAUAUUACUGGUGUGAGCUGGAUGAAGGUUCCCAGGGCUUACCAGUUUGGAGUCCGGGUUAAAGAUGGAUUGUCUUACAAGUUCACCGGGUUUCGUGAACAGGAUGUUAGUAAUUUGACCAGCUUCAUAGAGAAAAAUAUCGGAGUAAAGCCUGAAGAGAAGCAGCUUUCAGUCAGUGGUCGAAAUUGGGGAGAUGUUGAAAUAAAUGGAAACAUGCUUACAUUUCUAGUUGGUUCUAAGCAAGCAUUUGAAAUUUCUCUUGCUGACGUUGCUCAAUCACAUCUGCAAGGGAAAAAUGAUGUUUACUUGGAAUUCCAUGUGGAUGACACAACUGGUGCAAAUGAGAAAGACUCGUUGAUGGAUCUAUGUUUUCACAUACCCAAUUCAAAUACUCAGUUUGUUGGAGAUGAGAACCAUCCUCCAGCUCAGGUUUUCUUGGACAAAAUAUUAGCUAGGGCAGAUGUUGGAUCAUCAAGUGGAGAUGCAGUUGUCACAUUUGAUGGUAUUGCAGUCCUAACGCCAAGAGGGCGGUAUAGCAUCGAACUUCAUCUUUCAUUCUUGAGGCUCCAAGGGCAGGCCAAUGAUUUCAAAAUUCAGUACAGCAGUGUAGUUAGACUUUUUCGGUUGCCUAAGUCCAAUCAGCCUCAUACCUUUGUUGUGGUUACCCUUGACCCACCAAUCCGUAAAGGGCAAACUAUGUAUCCGCAUGUUGUCAUACAGUUUGAGACAGAAAGUGUUGUUGAAGGUACCUUGUCAAUUAGUGAGGAACUCCUGGCAACAAAGUUUAAGGGAAAAUUGACGGAGAUGUCGUAUAAGGGGCUAAUUCAUGAGGAGUUCACCAGAAUACUGAAUGCUUUAUCUGGUGCGAAGGUCACUAAACCAGGAAGCUUCCGAAGCUGUCAAGAUGGCUACGCAGUGAAAUCAUCCCUUAAAGCUGAAGAUGGAUUGCUAUAUCCGCUUGAAAAGGGAUUUUUCUUUUUGCCUAAACCUCCAACUCUCAUUUUACAUGAUGAGAUCGAGUACGUUGAAUUCGAACGGCAUGGCGCUGGGGGCUCAAGUGUUUCUUCACACUACUUUGAUCUGCUUAUUAAGCUAAAGAAUGACAAUGAACAUUUAUUUGGAAAUAUCCAAAGAAAUGAAUAUCACAACCUUUUUGACUUUAUUAGUGGAAAAGGAUUGAAGAUCUUGAACCUUGGUGAUGGACGGGUUACCAAUGGUGUUGCUGCUGUUCUUCAUAAUGAUGAUGAUGAUGCUGUUGAUCCACAUCUUGAGCGGAUUAAAAAUGCUGCUGGUGGCGUGGAAACUGAUGAUGAGGAUGAAGAUUUUAUUGCUGAGAAAGAUGAUAGUGGAUCUCCAACUGAUACUUCUGAAGAGGAGGAAUCUGAUGCUAUUGAAAGUGGGGCUGAGAAAGAAAAACCUUCUAAGAAAGAUUCUAAAAAGGAAGUUGUGAGUAAAGCGUCAUCCUUAAAGAGGAAGUCUAAAGAUGGAGAUGAUGAUUCAAAGAAGAGAAAGCAGAAGAAGAAGAAAGAUCCACGAGCACCAAAAAGGGCAAUGUCUGGCUUUAUGUUCUUUUCAAAUGCUGAAAGAGAGAAUCUCAAGAAAGCAAAUCCUGGAAUGUCAUUUACUGAUAUUGGAAGAGCUUUUGGGGAGAGAUGGAAGAAGAUGUCAGCGGAGGAGAAAGAGCCUUAUGAAGCAAUGGCCAGGGCUGAUGCAAAGCGUUACAAGGAAGCCAUGGCUGGAUACAAGAGCGGUGGACCUGCAAUUAAUGUGGAUUCUGGCAAUGAAAGUGGCAGUGACUAAUUUUUCUUCUUUUAUAACUUCUUUGAUCACUGAAGUCACUACAGGAUGAGCUGACACCAUGAACGUUUGUAAACUGGGUAGGUUUUUAAUUUGGUGAAGAAGUACAGUAUGUUGAAAUAACUGCUCUUAAGAGUUUUUACUUCUUGCCAAAUAGCCUUCUCUCUUAAGAAUUUUGGUGAUUUUGAUCGCCUAAUUGUUACUGACUGUAACUCGUAGAGUAAUCAAUUUGGCAAGUAUAUCUCUCUUGGAAGAGAGAAAGAUAGAUCCUUCAGUUCU
This is a messenger RNA of Dendrobium catenatum, 2555 nucleotides long. RefSeq names its product FACT complex subunit SSRP1. Gene Ontology annotation, molecular function: DNA binding; nucleosome binding; histone binding. The coding region runs from base 342 to 2279 and encodes 645 amino acids. Gene Ontology annotation, cellular component: nucleus; FACT complex. The transcript is spliced from 16 exons. NCBI's taxonomy places the organism in Eukaryota, Viridiplantae, Streptophyta, Magnoliopsida, Asparagales, Orchidaceae. The record is from RefSeq and is a predicted model, not a curated record.